GCAAUGGCAGGCUGUGUGAGGGAUCCCUGUGGGCUGCUCUGUAUUUUACUCACCUAUCUGAGCCUAGGUUACGCGGAUUAUGUUAUUGUUAGACAUAUCCUUCUGGACUCCUACACCGGGAGUAUCUGGUGCCCACUCCAUGCUGUGGGCUUCAACCUGAUUGUUUUUCUGGUCCUUGCCUGCCACACACGGGCAGUUUUCUCAGAUCCAGGCACAGUCCCUUUACCAGUCACAGCCAUCGAUUUCUCCGACCUCCGUUCUAACACUCCACGCAAAAAUGACCGGGGUAAUGAGGAUUGGACUGUAUGUAACAGGUGUGAGACCUAUCGCCCUCCUCGGGCACAUCACUGCCGUAUCUGUCACCGCUGCAUUCGGAGAAUGGAUCACCACUGCCCGUGGAUAAAUAAUUGCGUUGGCGAGCUAAACCAAAAAUACUUCAUCCAGUUCCUGUUUUACACAGGGCUGACCAGUCUUUAUGCUAUGGGCCUAGUGCUGGCUACUUGGCUCUGGCCACCCAAGAAAGUAAUGGCAGAGGAUCUAGACAAGGGAGAACCAGCACACAGCCAUGUACAGAUGGCCCACUGCAUACUUCUUCUGGUUGAAGCGCUGCUUUUUGGGCUUUUCGUAACAGUCAUUUUUUAUGACCAGAUUGUCUCUAUUAUCACGGAUGAAACCCCAAUUGAACAGCUAAGAAAUCGUCUCCUGAAGGAAGCAAACAAAGAGGUCUUGCACACACGGAAGCCAAAGAUGGCUCUUCUGCGGGAAGUGUUUGGCCGAGGUUACAUGAUUUGCUGGUUCUUCCCGUGUCACAGCCCCCCUUCCUCUGGAGGAAUUGCCUACACUUACCUUCCGGAUUAUGAUGUUUAAGGCAGGAGAUUUUGGAACGUUACACUUGUUUACUGAACUGUAACCUUGAUUCACACAUCUAUACUUGUCUGUUCUUGCAUUUCUGUUUUCCAAUUACUGGGAUUUUAUACUGUAUGUGGCUGCUGAUCUUGAUCAAGAUAACCAGUAAUGGGGGAAAAAAACAUAUACUUUUACCUGAAACAGGAAUGAUUGCAUAACUUUUGCCCUUUUGAGUGCAACUACCAUUUGCAUAAGCAGAUAUGGAUUCCAUAUGCAGAUCUUACAUGAACCGCACUUACUAGAGUCUGCCAGAUGCUCAUGGUGUAUUCAGAAGGUUUGACUUUCUCCUAUCUGUAAACCCUAUCAGCAUUCCUUUUUUAUGCCACUUGCUAUUAUUCUAAGGUCGACUUCAAUUUGCUGCAGAAGUCUUCACCUUAGUUUUAUAUUUACUUGAAGUUUGAAGGUCAGAAUUUUCCUGUGAUGAAACAAUGGACAACAUAUAGCAGUCAGGAGGACCCCAUAGCUUUAAACUUGCACCAUUUUGGAAAAUGGCUCGGCACUGUGUAUGAGCAGUUUCCAGCACUAAUCUGAGCACUCAACUGGAUUCUGAAUUAUCAAAGUUAGCAUAAUAUGCUGAAUUAUUUAUUAGGAGUGCAGACUUGUGCCUUUUGUCUUCAUACACAAAUACAAGUUACUGGAAAAUCAUGGGAGGCUGUCAACAACUGCAGAACUAUUCAUUUAUAGUAAUGGGAUUGUCUUUCCAUUAACAAAUGUGUACGUGUGCAAUGGGUUCUGUGAAAUUUUUUAUGUGGUUGUUUUUGGUUUUUGUUUUGUUGUUGGUGUGAUUUCCCCACCACCACAUAUAUAUAUAGUUGUCAAAGUGUGGCGGAAUUUUUUAAUAAGAAGAUUACAGGAAUAUAAAAGUAUCACAGAGCAAUCCAAAUGAAAAAAGAAAUUGUACAAAGGUCUCUCUUUAGCGAAGGUAGAUCACUCCAGACAUUGGCAGAAUGAGGAUAUACUGUAUAUGCAUGUUUGGCAUAAUAUAAUACUUGAAAGGAAAGGUCUGGAAUACUGAUAUAUAUAUAUAUAUAUAUAUAUAUAUCUCAUAUGACACUUAAAGCAUCACUUCACUUUAAGUUGUUGCCUAUUGGGUCUUUUCAAGGACGGUAACAAGGAAACAUUGCACUAAAAAUUAUUUAUUAACCACUAAGGCUGUCCACUACAGAUUGUUCUCCACUUCUGUAUUGCUCUGCUGACUUUAUUUAUUAUAAAAUUACAAUUCUGACAUGAUUUUUUUUUUUGGAGAGAAACAAGAGAAAAUGUGGUAGCAAAAGUCCUCUAAUCUUCUUUAAAAAUGUAAAUGUGUUUUUAAAGGGGCUUCCUUCUGAAAAUGUAAUACUGUGCUAUUUAGAGACAACAUCGUUUUAAGUGCGUUUCCAAUAUACAUUUUCAUUGGAAGAAGAAAAAAAUCCUUCUCGAUGACGAUAGCCCACAGCUGUAGUACAGUUUGCAAGAAUAUGAUUGCAUAUGCAGCACAGUGCAUACCGACCAAUCGGCAUGGGUGUUAGUCACAGCAUUAUUUGCACCAACAUUCCCCUUUCAUAUCUGAAACUAAUUUAUAUGUCAGAAGUUGCCAGCUGUUUUUAAACUUGAUUCAUACUUUUUCUGCAGCUUGCAAUAUUUGAGAGUUUGGAGUCUUGUUCACAAAACUGCUGUUCAGAUGUAUUCUGCUAAAUAACUGGAGCUUGUGCCUUUUGGUUAGCAGCUGUAGGAUUACUGUUUCUGCCAUUCAACAGCAGAGGGCAGUGUUUGCACAUUUAAUCCAUCAGAGCACUAUUUAUUGUUUGUGUUUCCACCACUUAGCUGAAUAAAACUGCAAUGUAUUCACUACGCUGCAUAGCAAUUAAAGGGACGUAAACCUGCAAUAAAAAUACUGUAAUGCAUUACAGCAUUUUGUUUUUUCACUAUUGCUUGCAUUGAACUAUGUACUUAAAAGGGCAGUCAACUCCAGAAUUCUUAUUGUUUAAAAAGGUAGAUAAUCCUUUUAUUAUCCAUUCUCCAGUAUUGCAUAACCAACAGUUAUAUCAAUACACUUUUUUUACCUCUGUGAUUACCUUGUAUCUAAGCUUCUGCAGACUGCCUCCUUGUCUUAGAUCUUUUGACAGACUUGUAUUUUAGGCAAAUGUGCUUACUCUUAAAUAACUUCACAGGCGUGAGCACAAUGUUAUCUAUAUGGCUCACAUGAACUAACGCCCUCUAGCAGUGAAAAACUGUCAAAUGCAUUCAGAUACGAGGCAGCCUUCAAGGGAAAAUUGUUACUGUUUAAAAAGAUGGAUAAUCCCUUUAUUACCCAUUCCCCAGUUUUGCAUAACCAGCACUGUUAUAUUAAUAUACGUUUUACUUCUAUGAUUACCUGUAUCUAAGCCCCCUGCAGACGCCCCUUAUCUCAACACUUUUUACAAUCUUGCAUUUUAGUCAAUCAGAGCUGGUUCUUGUAUAAUCAUUAUCAUUCUCCAUGGGAACUAGCACUGUCUAGCAUUUGUGCAAGAUUUUAAAAGCACUGAAAUAAGGGGUGGCCUGCGGGGGUUUAGAAACAGCCAAACUUAGAGGUUAUAAAGUAUAUUUAUAUAGCAAUGUUGGUUGUGCAAAGCUGGGGAAUUGUUACUUAAAGCGUUUAGCUUUUUAAACAACAAAAACAAUCAAGUAGACUGUCCCUUUAAAGGGACAUUAAACCUAUAUCAUGGAUGCUGCCAUUAUGGAACUUAAAUGACACUACAGAUAUCUGAAGGAGAGUUCCUGCACAGGGAAUAACCUCAAUACUAUGUUUAUAAAUUAUGUUUAAUGUCCCUUUAACCACUACAAAAGGCUUAAACACAUAGUUAAAUUCAGCUCUAGAGUAGCAAUGCAUUAAUGGGACCUAGCACAUCUGGUGAACCAAUAACAAGAAUCAUGUGUGUAGCCACAAAUCACCAGCUACCCCAGCCGUGCAUUGCUGCUCUUGAGAAUGCCUAGGUUUUCAAAAAAGGGUACCAAGAGAUCAAAGGGACAUGAAACACAAAAUCUUUUUUUUCUUGGUUCAGACAGAACAUGCAAUUUUAAACAACUUUCCAGUUUGCUUCAUUCUAUUGGUAUUCUUUGUUGAAAAAGCAGCAAUGAACUACUGGGAGCUAGUUAAGUGUAAGAAGUAAAUUGGAAACUUGUUUAAAAUCUAUUCUAAAAGUAAAUUGGAAACUAUAUCUAAAUUAAUGGAUGGUUAAAGGGACAGUCUAGUCAGAAUUAAACUUUCAUUAUUCAGAUAGGACUUGUAAUUUUAAUCAGCUUUGCAAUUUACUUUUAUCAUCAAAUUAGCUUUUUUCUCUUGGUAUUCUUAGUUUAAACUAAACCUAGGAUGGCUCAUAUGCUAAUUUCUAAGCCUUUCAGGGCUUCCUCUUAUCACAUGCUUUUAAAUUUUAUUUUAAACACAAAGAGACAGAAAGUACACGUGGGUCAUAUAGAUAACACUGUGUUCAGGCACAGGGGGUUAUUUAAGUUCUAGCACAAUACAAUGCUAAAUUUAAGACAAUAGCUAAUAAACAGUCAGUCAUGUGAUCAGGGGGCUGGAAGAAGGUUCCUAGAUACAAGGUAAUCACAGAGGUAAAAAGUAUAUUAAUAUAACUGUGUUGGUUAUGCAAAACUGGGGAAUGGGUAAUAAAGGGAUUAUCUAUCAUUUAAAACAAUAACAAUUAUAUUGUAGACUGUCCCUUUUAAAGUCAGCUCUUGUCCAGCAAUGUACUCCUGGGCUUGGAAUACUGUCAACUAAGUCAGGGUCGGCAUAUCUGUAUAGCCAGCGAUCAUUAGCUUUGCUCAGCUCAAGACUGGCAGUGAAUUAUGUCCCUUUAAACAAUCUCCUAAAUCUAAGAGCACUUUACCUAGCAAUGGUUUUAAGUAUGAAUUUAAAUACCUUUUACAUGUUGCCCAUCUCAUUUCAGUACCUCUGCAACUUGUUGCAUAAUACUGAUUUCUCGUGCAGUGUCACAGCACUGUUCCAGUUUUAAAGCAUUGCCACAGAGCUUAAAGGGACACUGAACCCAUUUUUUUUCUUUCGUGAUUUAGAUAGAGCAGGCAAUUUUGAGCAACUUUCUAAUUUACUCCUAUUAUCAAUUUUUCUUCGUUCUCUUGCUAUCUUUAUUUGAAAAAGAAGGCAUCUAAACUUUUUUUGGGUUCAGAACUCUGGGCAGCAGUUUUUGAUUGGUGGAUUAAUUUAUCCACCAAUCAGCAAGGACAACCUAGGUUGUUCACCAAAAAUGGGCCGGCAUCUAAACUUACAUUCUUGCAUUUCAAAUAAAGAUACCAAGAGAAUGAAGAAAAAUUGAUAAUAGGAGUAAAUUAGAAAGUUGCUUAAAAUGCCAUGCUCUAUCUGAAUCACGAAAGAAAAAAAUUGGGUUCAGUGUCCCUUUAAGUACAAUGUAUGUGAUUCAGUAGUAAACACAUUUUAUAUGAGUUGUAGAUUGUUUUCUGGCAAAUUUUAAAAUCUAUGUUAAUUUGCUGUAUCAUGUGACAGCCAUCAGCCAAUCACAGGCUACUAUACAUAUACACUGAACUCUUGCACAUGCUCAGUAGAAGCUUGAGCCCCUGAAUCAUGAAAGUUUAAAUUUGACUUUAAUGUCCUCUUUUUAAGCUUAAACUUCCAACAAAAUAAACGUGAAUGUUAUAAGAUAGCUAUUAUAGACAUGGCAUUUUGUUUUUGUUUUCAAUGAAUUUUAACUAAUUUUAUCUGAAAUCCGUUCAUUUAGAUUCUCCAAUUAAUAGAUAGUAAAAAAAUAUUUGUAAUUCAUUUGUUUUGCAAAUUAAUCACAAAUGUUAGCACGUUACUUGGCCAAAGUGACCAUAGUCCUGUGCGUGGGCUUGUUAAAUGCCAUUAGGACAGUGCUUGACAAAUCCAGGAGCCAAUGCUCCUGGUGUUUUAUCUCAGACUCCUCAAUUUAUGGACUCUUCUGCCUAUGUCUGUAUACAAAACUCUUGUUUGGCUCCUAAAAUGCGUUGCUAGGUCCUCACUACUUGUGGUGUUGUGGGUUUCUUUUCUACUUUUGUUUCAUGUUAAAGUGAUGGUAAAUUCUAGCGUUUCAAAAAAGGCUAGAAUUUACCAUCAUUAAAAAUAAAGGCAACCUUCAUUCAUUAGUACCUUUUUAAAGGAAUAGUCUAGUCAAAAUUAAACUUUCAUGAAUCAGAGCAUGCAAUUUUAAGCAACUUUCUAAUUUACUCCUAUUAUCAAUUUCUCUUCGUUCUCUUUCUUAUCUUUAUUUGAAAAGCAGGAAUGUAAGCAUAGGAGCCGGCCCAUUUUUUGUUUAGCACCUGGGUAGCACUUUCUGAUUGGUGUCUAAAUGUAACCACAAAUCUGCAAGCGCUACCCAGGUGCUGAACCAAAAUUGGGCCUGGCUCGUAAGCUUACAUUCAAAUAAAGAUACCAAGAGAAAGAAGAAAAAUUGAUAAUAGGAGUAAAUUAGAAAGUAACUUAAAAUUGCAUGCUCUAUCUGAAUCAUGAAAGUUUAAUUUUGACUUGACUAUUCCUUUAAAUUACUGCGGCUUAAGUGCUAACCUAAGCGCCUCCGUCCACCCACAGCAAAGCUCAUAAUGCCAAAGGGCAAGCACAGCUAUUGGCUGAGAGGUGGAAAACUGAGCUGUGAUGAAUGGUCACCUUUAUUUUCAGUGAUGGUAAGUCCUAGCGUUUUUGAAACGCUAGAAUUUAUCAUCACUUUAAGAUACAAAUUUGAUUAUAUUUGCAGAAAUGUUUGUUAAAAAGGAUUACUAAGAAUUAGAAACAUUUUUUGCAGACGUUCCGUCAGAAUUUUUAUAUAAAUUGCUCUGCUUUGCAUUUUAAAUGUCUCUAAAUUGUCCCAUAAGAAUAUAAAUAUAUGAAUGUAUUUUCAAAUUAAUUUCUAAGUAUUAUGUGUAAUAUGGGAAUUCAUCUGUAUUUGCAGAAUAUAAAUUGAGAGAUUUAUGUCUGUACUGUCUAAAAGAAGAGGAAAGGGUGAGAGGUUGUUAUGCAGUAUUCAUGUUUCCUGCUAGACAUUCUGUAUUCUCAAAGCUGCUUCAUGAGAACACCUGGUAAUUUAGAUAAAUAUAUAGGAUACUAAAAGGUACACUUCCUUACUUUAACCGUGUCAGUGAUGUUAUUGGAUUUGUUGCUGUAAAAAUAUUUAUUGCUUCCUGUUUUUAUGUUAUAAAUAAUGUUCAUUUCUCUGUUGCUAUUAAACUGAACUAAUCUCA
Molecule: messenger RNA, 7092 nt
Organism: Bombina bombina (fire-bellied toad)
Lineage: Eukaryota; Metazoa; Chordata; Amphibia; Anura; Bombinatoridae
Product: palmitoyltransferase ZDHHC3
Exons: 9
Coding region: 4-867 (287 amino acids)
Molecular function (GO): palmitoyltransferase activity
Source: RefSeq, a predicted model, not a curated record